UCCCUCCUCUCCGAAUCAUUAAUCUCCCCUCCUCCAGACUUCACAUCCGGUUCACCCGCUAGUAGCCUAUCUUCUGUGUCUUGCCUGUGUGUGUGUGUGUGACGGCCUGAUUCUCCACCGAGCUGUACUGCAGACCCCCUACCUGAACGCGCUGCGUGCUAGACGGAUACUACGCCUGGCGUGCAUCGGUGAUGGAGGUACCGUCGGCGCUCUGAUCUGGUGGUGGGAGCCGAUCUGUAUGACACAAAGGCCGGGAUGAGACGAUAGGCUAUCGGAUGGGCGCCCCGGUUUGGUGAUACUCGCUCAACGAUGUCCAAGAGCCUGACGAAAAAAAAUCACUGGACCAACAAAGUCCACGAAGCGGUCGUCACCAGGAGCAUAGAGGGAGAAUUUGGCUUCGAGCUGAAGGGGGGCGCGGAGAUUGGGCAGUUCCCCUACUUCGGGGAGGUGAAACAAGGAAAAGAAACCGUCCAGAGCGGCAAGCUGGCCCAGGAUGAGUUGCUGCUUGAGGUCAACGACACGCCGGUGGCCGGGCUCACCACCCGGGAUGUUCUGGCUGUCAUCAAACACGGCAAAGAUCCCAUACGCUUCAAGUGUGUCAAACAAGGGGGCAUGGUGGAUAAGGACCUCCGGCACUACCUCAAUCUGCGCUUCUCCAAGGGAUCCGUGGACCACGACCACCAGCAGAUCAUCAGAGACAACCUCUACCUCCGCACCGUACCCUGUACCACCAGGCUGCCAAAGGAGGGAGAGGUGCCGGGGGUGGACUAUAACUUUGUGAGCGUGGAGCGCUUUAUGGAACUGGAGCAAAGCGGAGCCCUGCUAGAGAGUGGAACCUAUGAAGAGAACUUGUACGGUACUCCCAAGCCCCCAGCCGAGCCCAGUCCGGCGGCCCCUCCCUUGAAUGUGAGUGAGGCGCUGCUGCCCGGAGCCUGGCCCAGCGCCCAGGGCAAGAGGAAGAGGAACCAGUCGGUUAGCAACAUGGAGCAGCGAGCCAGCCUGGAGCUGCCUGAGGAGGAGGACUGCAGCCCUCCCGUGGUCAACGAGAAUGGCGUGGCCAUUACGCCAGAGUCAAGCGAGCAUGAGGACAAGAGCACGGAUGUGUCUGAGGAGGUGUCUAUGAUGGAUGUCCUCACCCUUCCCCCUCCCUUCACUGAGCCCCCCACAGAGGGAGAGGAGUCCCCCGAGCGGGAACCCCCCAAAUCGCCCCCCAAACUCCCCAAAGGAGAUGAGGAGGAACUGGGACCCCUACCCGACAACUGGGAGAUGGCCUACACUGAGAAAGAAGAGGUCUACUUCAUAGAUCACAACACUAAAACCACGUCAUGGCUGGAUCCUCGGCUGGCAAAGAAGGCCAAACCACCUGAGGAGUGCAAAGAGGAUGAACUGCCGUAUGGCUGGGAGAAGAUCGAUGACCCUAUCUAUGGCAGUUACUACGUAGACCACAUCAACAGAAGGACUCAGUUUGAGAACCCUGUCCUGGAGGCCAAGAGACGACUGGAGCAGCAGCAGGAGAUGCAGAACCAGGGACUGCCAGCUCUGCCUUUACCUACUAUAUACAGAGAGAAGCCCCCAUUCACGAGGGACCCCACCCAGCUGAAGGGCUCCUUUCUGUCCACGGCUCUCCAGAAGAGCAACAUGGGCUUUGGCUUCACCAUCAUUGGAGGGGAUGAACCGGAUGAGUUCCUGCAGGUCAAGAGUAUCAUACCCGAGGGCCCCGCUGCACAGAACCAGAAAAUGGACACAGGUGAUGUCAUCGUCUACAUCAAUGACAUCUGCUGCCUGGGCACCACUCACGCCGAUGUGGUCAAACUCUUCCAAUCUGUUCUCAUUGGACAAAGCAUCACCCUGGUCCUCUGCCGGGGUUACCCCCUGCCUUUUGACCCCGAGGACCCCAGCGGGGCAUCCGCCGGAAACUCCCUGACCCCCAUUGGCAUGGAACACCACCCCAUGGUGGUGAACGGGCGUAGCAGCUACAACCAUUACCUGGAGUACCUCUCCCUGAGCUCUCAGCUCCCUUCGCAGGCUCUAACUCAGCCAGGGGCACCCCACCCUGGGGACACCCACCUGGAUGGGUCCUCAUUACCGCUCACCAACCCUGGGUCCGCUCCGGCCGUGACGCCGCGCGACGACAAUGUCUCCAUGGUGUCGUCAGGGGCGACGGGGAUCACCGGGGGCGUGAUCCAGGGGGCGGAGCUGCUGACGGUGACUAUGGUGAAGAGGGCAGAGGGGUUCGGGUUCACCAUCGCCGACAGCCCCACGGGGCAGCGGGUCAAACAGGUGUUGGAGCCGGUUGUGCAGGACGGAGUGGGUCUGAAUGAAGGAGACUUGAUCGUGGAGGUGAACCAGCAGGGUGUGGCGGGGGCAAGACACGGCCGUGUGGUGGAGCUGCUCAAAGAGUGUCCUGUCGGAGCCGAGGCCACGCUACUCAUACAGAGAGGAGGAGGGGAAGGUCACCUCUCUCCAUGGAAGACCUCCAAACAGAUACCAGAGCAGUGGGACCCCCAUGGAAGUCCCCAGACUUGCUUGUCAGCCCCAGUGCUUCCCCCGGGCACACCCUUCUCUACCCAGCCACAGCAUCACACCUCGGUCCCCGACUCCACGGAGGGCUUCGACCUCAACAAACCCGACCCAUAUGACCUCUAUGAGAAGUCCAGGGCCAUCUACGAGAGUAGACGUCCAGAGUACCAGGAGGUGGAAGUUCACCUGUUGAGGGAGAAGACUGGGUUUGGCUUCCGCAUCCUGGGGGGAGACGAGGCCGUGCAGGCUAUUGUGAUUGGGGCGAUCAUAGAGAACACUCCUGCAGAGCGCGAUGGGCGUCUUCGACCUGGGGACGAGCUCAUCUCCGUGGAUAAAAUGGUGGUUGCUGGGAAGCCACACAGAUACGUGAUCGACCUGAUGCACGCCGCUGCACACAAUGGUCAGGUCAGCCUGAAGGUCCGGAGGAGAGUCCACUUCUUCAGUGAGGUGUUAGGGGUGAAUGGCCGUAGCCCUGGCUACGUGUCCACGCAGCAGAAUUCCCCGCGCAGCGACGCCGCCUCAGCUUCCUGUCCCGUAACCCCCGGCAAUGUCCCACCACCAUCCACCACCUCCCCUCCGGAGGGCACCGUCCCCCUGCAUACCAGUGAUGUCAUCAUCCACCGCAAAGAGAACGAGGGCUUCGGCUUUGUCAUCAUCAGCUCGCUGAACCGACCGGAGAACACAGCUGUCAUCACUGUGCCCCACAAGAUUGGGCGUAUCAUCGAGGGCAGCCCAGCGGAUCGCUUUGGCUGCCUGAAGGUUGGCGACCGGAUCCUGGCCGUCAACGGGCAGUCCAUCAUCAGCAUGCCCCACGCUGACAUCGUCAAGCUCAUCAAAGACGCCGGACUCAUCGUCACCCUGCACAUCAUACCGGAGGAAGAUCCCCACUCGAGGCCCAGCUCAGAAAAGCAGAGCCCCAUGACCCAGAAACACAGCCCCCAGGCCCAGCCCAGCCCCAUAGUCAACCAGCCCAGCCAAGGAGCAUCCCAGCCGGGUCAUGCACCAGCCCAGCCGGGACAGACAACCACCACCCAGGAAGGCCCAGCACCACCAGCUCUGCCCGGCCAAACACCAGACCAGCCAGGCCAAGAACCAGCAGCAGCCACGCAGCCUACCCCAGGAGCGGCCGCCCAGCCCAGCCCGGCAGGCACCCAGCAGAGCUCGGUCGCCCAGCCACCCGGCCACCCUCCCCCGCUCUACCUCCACGACGGCAGGUCAGAGGUGAAAGCCAGGCAGGACGUGAAACCGGAUAUCCGUCAGGCUCCGUUUACCGACUACCGGCAGCCCCCCGUCGACUACCGGCACCCUCCGGUGGCUGAUUACCGGCAGCCGCCCACACUGGAUUAUCGUCACCCUCCUCCCCUCAUCGACUACAGACAACACUCGACAACACUCGCUGCACAGUUCCCUCUCGCACAGUUUCCACCUGACUUCAGACCACAGGACUUUGACUACUUCACGGUAGAGCUGGAGAAGAGUGUGAAGGGUUUUGGCUUCAGUAUCCGUGGGGGACGGGAGUACAAGAUGGAUCUGUUUGUUUUGCGACUUGCAGAGGAUGGGCCAGCCAUCCACAAUGGCAGAAUGAGGGUGGGGGAUCAAAUCAUUGAGAUAAAUGGCGACAGUACCCGGGACAUGACUCAUGCCCUGGCCAUUGAGUUGAUCAAGGCGGGGUGCAGGCGGGUGAGACUGUUGCUAAAGAGAGGCACGGGACAAGUGCCUGAGUAUGGUGGGUCUCCCCCCAAAUAAACCCCCAUCUUAAUUUUUUCUCUCUCUUUCCCUCUCUCACUUUAUAAUUUUUCUCUCUCUAUGAUUAUAUCUUUCUUUCUCAAUCUCUUUUUGGUUGACAAUCUCUCUCUUGUGCUAGUUUAAAAAAAAAAUCUCUCUUGUUUCCCCAUCAUCUCUCUCUCUCUCUCUCUCUCUCUCUCUCUCUCUCUCUCUCUCUCUGUGUGUUUCAAUAAAAUUCAAAGUGCUUUAUUGGCAUGGGAAACAUAUGUUCACAUUGCCAAACCAAGUGAAAUAGAUAAUAAACAAAAGUGAAAUAUACAUUAAAUAAUGAACAGUAAACAUUACACUCACAAAAGUUCAAAAGGAAUAGAGACAUUUCAAAUGUGAUAUUAUGGCUAAAUACAGUGUGGUAACGAUGUGCAAAUAGUUAAAGUAAAAAAGGGAAAAUAAAUAAACAUAAAUAUGGGUUGUAUUUACAAUCGUGUUUGUUCU
This is a messenger RNA of Oncorhynchus nerka (sockeye salmon), 4737 nucleotides long. RefSeq names its product membrane-associated guanylate kinase, WW and PDZ domain-containing protein 2-like. The record is from RefSeq and is a predicted model, not a curated record. Gene Ontology annotation, molecular function: SMAD binding; beta-1 adrenergic receptor binding; signaling receptor complex adaptor activity. NCBI's taxonomy places the organism in Eukaryota, Metazoa, Chordata, Actinopteri, Salmoniformes, Salmonidae. The transcript has 21 exons. Gene Ontology annotation, biological process: signal transduction; receptor clustering. The coding region runs from base 310 to 4266 and encodes 1318 amino acids. Gene Ontology annotation, cellular component: cell-cell junction; dendrite; cytoplasm.